CUUAUUGUAUACUUGGCAGGUCGUUCGUAGUGGAAAGCUUUGCAUCGAAGUUAGCCCGGACUCGAAGAUAGCCUUCAUCUCCGAAAGUCUUUGCAUUGGAUGUGGUAUCUGCCCCAAGAAAUGCCCCUUCGAUGCCAUCACCAUCAUCAACCUACCCACCAACCUCGAAACCCAAGUUACCCAUCGAUACUCCGCGAACAGCUUCAAGCUCCAUCGACUGCCAACGCCGCGACCUGGUCAGGUUCUAGGUCUCGUCGGAACCAACGGUAUCGGAAAGAGCACAGCGUUGAAAAUUCUCAGUGGCAAGCUUAAGCCUAACCUAGGGAGAUACGAGAACCCGCCGGACUGGGAAGAUGUCAUCAAGUACUUCAGAGGAUCCGAGUUACAAAACUAUUUCACCAAGGUCCUUGAAGAU
Messenger RNA from Daldinia loculata, 415 nucleotides. RefSeq lists its product as uncharacterized. The coding region runs from base 100 to 312 and encodes 70 amino acids. NCBI's taxonomy places the organism in Eukaryota, Fungi, Ascomycota, Sordariomycetes, Xylariales, Hypoxylaceae. The record is from RefSeq and is a predicted model, not a curated record. The transcript has 2 exons.